Molecule: messenger RNA, 5967 nt
Organism: Phyllopteryx taeniolatus (common seadragon)
Lineage: Eukaryota; Metazoa; Chordata; Actinopteri; Syngnathiformes; Syngnathidae
Product: HMG box transcription factor BBX
Exons: 17
Coding region: 1890-4487 (865 amino acids)
Biological process (GO): regulation of transcription by RNA polymerase II
Cellular component (GO): nucleus
Molecular function (GO): RNA polymerase II transcription regulatory region sequence-specific DNA binding; DNA-binding transcription factor activity, RNA polymerase II-specific
Source: RefSeq, a predicted model, not a curated record
AGAAGUGCCUCUUCUUGUUCAGAUAUGACACUUGCAAUUAAGGCCAUUCAUUCAUUUUUCGUACCACUUAUCCUCACUAUGUUCAUGAGUGUGCUGGAGCCUAAACCCAGCUGACUCUGGGCAAGAGGCAGGCUACACACUGAACUGGUCGCCAGCCAAUCGCAGGGUACAUAUAAACAAACUAUUCACACAGUUUUACCAUGCAAAACAAGCAUGGUAGGAUAACCUGGAGAAAACCCACGGGGAGAACAUGGAAACUCCACACAGGUGAGGCCAGAUUUGAACCCUGGUCCUCAGAACUGUGAGGCAGACGUGCUAACCGCUGCAAUUCAGGCCAAAAAGUUCUAUUUUGAUUUCAUCAGACUGGAGAAUUUUGUUUCUGCAUGUCUGAGAAUCCUUAAGGUGCCUUUUGGCAAACUCCAAGAGGGCUGCCAUGUGCCUUUUGGUGAGAAGUGGCUUCAAACAUGGAGGACCCAAGCACAAGGGUUUUUACAGGGCCAUUCAGGCCAUGGUGCCGAACCCAAUGGUAAUGCAGGGGCCAGGCAAUAGUGUCUGGUGGCGGCUGCUGGAUGAGCGCCGCUGGAGCAGGGUCGGGUGGCGGCCGCUGGACGAGCGCCAACGGAGCAAGGACUGGAGGCCGCCGCUGGACGAGCGCCGCCGGAGCAGAGACGGGAGCCGGCCGCUGGACGGGAGCCGGGAGCAGGGACGGGAGCCCGCCGCUGGAUGACCGCUGCCGGAGCAGGGACGGGAGCCGCCCGCUGGACGAGCGCCGCCGGAGCAAGGACGGGAGCCGGCCGCUGUACGAGCGCCGCCGGAGCAUGGACGGGAGCCUGGCGCAGCUGCCGAGGAGCCGGGACGGCUGCCUGGCGUAGCUGCCGAGGAGUCGGGACGGGUGCUGGGCGCAGUUGCCGAGGAGCCGGGAUGGCUGCCUGGCGCAGCUGCCAAGGAACCGGGAUGGGUGCCUGGCGCAGGUGCCGAGGAACCGGGACGGGUGCCUGGCGCAGCUGCCGAAGAGCUGGGACGGGAGCCUGCUGCAGCUGAAUAAUAGAGUAAAAAUUUAAAUAAAAUAAUUACUCCCUUGUUCAAUCAUUAAUUAAUUGUGGCUAAUCACAAUUUUUGGUUAAUUUUCACUGGUCACACCCAGGCCUGAUUAUCUCCAGACCUGUUCAAUCAAGAAAUCACUUAAACAUAAUCUGUGCCGACAAAAUCAAGUCGGAUACAAGAUUUAAAACUCCUGCAACAAAAGGACAUGAUCCAAAGAAAUUCCAGAACAGUCGAGUUAUAAAGUAAUUGACAUUAGUCUGGAAAGUGUUUUCUCAAGCUUUAGGAUUUCAGCAAAUCCAUAGGAAGAGCCAUUAUCCUAACAUGGAGAAAACAUAGAACAAAGGUGAACCUUCCCAGGAGUGGCCGGCCUAUAAAGAUUACACAAGAGAACAGCAAUGACUCAUCCAGGAGACCACAAAGGAGCUCAGGACAACGUCUAAAGAAGUGCAGGCCUCCCUUGCCUCAGUUAAGAGCUGGCCUGUAUUUGGAUCCGCCUUUCUAGAGAGUACAAGAUGCAGCUACGAAGUACAUCAGCACGACUGCAUACACCACUGUGGCAAACCUGUUUAUAGCUGAGGUCAAUCACAUAAAAGAGAUCUUGGAGGAUAAUGCUGCCUGAAGCCUCAGCCCUUCACCAUUUCCUACAAUGCCAGCAAAUGAAGGCUUGGGACCAGACACUGAACCUUAUUGAGCUGAUUGCAUCAUGAUGUUGUCUUUCCUGUGGUUGGCACAUCAGUGAGAGUGGAAGUAAGAAGACCAGAGAAGCUUGGACCUUCAGGUGGCACCUUCCUCCAGCACCCAUACAGCAGCAACACCCUCACGGCCUCAUAAUUGUCGGCGGGAACAUGACGCUCUCCAAUUCCUCUGUCAGUCAGAGGUGCCACGAAGAGUUGCUGGCUCAACUGAAGUCAGCCCAGCAGAUAGAUCAACUGUGUGGUUAUACCAUGAAGGGUGAAGAAAGGUGUCAGGAGCCUUCUGCUGGAGUGGACACCACUGGAAAGCGGCCCAAACGUAAAUGCCUGCAGUGGCACCCACUGCUCUCUAAAAAGGCAUUGGAUUUCUCUGAGGAGGAAGAGGAGGAGGAAGAAGAGGAUGAAGAGGAGCUUGUGCAGGGCCAGGUGUCUCAAGGCCAGGGUGGUGGCACACCAGCGGAAGGACAUGAGGACGCAAAUGAACAGCGAGUUCGUCGGCCGAUGAAUGCCUUUCUUCUCUUCUGCAAACGCCAUCGUUCCCUGGUGCGACAUGAACACCCUCGUUUGGACAACCGAGGGGCCACCAAGAUCCUGGCUGACUGGUGGGCUGUGUUGGAGCCUCCAGAGAAGCUGAAAUACACCAAUAUGGCCAAGGAGUACAAGGAGGCGUUUAUGAAGGCAAACCCAGGCUAUAAAUGGUGUCCUACCAACAGCAAACCAGUUAAGAGGCCAUUGUGUCAGACAGUUUGUAGCGCUCGCAAAAAGGUGUGGUCCUUCACUUCAAUUACAUCCAAGGACUCACCCACUGCCAAAAACAUGUCCAAACCUGAUGUCCCACAAUUGAACUUUGCCAUGGCUGAUCCAACUAAGAUGGGUGGCCUCAGUAUGCUACUGUUAGCUGGAGAACAUGCCCUAGCAAGCCGAGAGAGUCUUUUGACCACAAAACCAAGUUUACCUGAUACAGACACGGAAGGGAGGUCCUUUCCAGAUGAAAAAGAGCAGAUUUUGUCUAGUACAAUUCCAAACAGAGUUCCUGAAACCACUGACCGCGGGGUAACAUCUGCCCUUCCCCGACAGGAAGAGCAGUCAUUGGGAUCUGUACUGCCUGACAGAAAAUCGUGCAGAUGGUCUGCACUCUUUCAGCUUGCUGAGAUGUGUUUAGCAUCUGAAACUAGGAAGAUGGACACAGCUGUAUCUCGGCAAGUAACCAGCUCAUCUUCAGCCUCUUUCCAUGAAACUACAGCAAAUAGUCUUAAAGAGGAGAACUUGGAAAAUGUUGAUUGCCCUCACACCUCAAAUACAUUACCUUCCCACUCCCCAAUCACUUUGACUGAGACAAUUUCCCUGGAACUUGACAGCCAAAAUCAAUGUGUCAAAAAGAAUAAGAAAGAGGAGGUCAUGUUAAAUGAUAAUGAUGAAACUCUACAUUCUUCAGAGCAAUUCCUUAAAAAUCCUACAGAUUCUGAUGUUGGGGUUAUCUUUGGAAUUGAGACAGUGGCUGAAAGUGUCUGGAGGGAUUCAGAGAAGCCCAAGAUGAAAAUCCAAUAUGUUUCAGGUGGUGAUAUGUCUUGUCCACCCAAAAUGAAGAGUAAGCCCCAAGUUAAGACUGUCAAAGACAAAGACCUGGUUGAUGAUAGUGGCAAGUAUGUGCAGCAUCAUGCCUGUAAGAUGGAAAUAAAAGAAGAGAUGAGUACUAUGACAGAGAAAGAAGAAACGAGUAUAGAAAGCAAGGAAAUUCCGGACAGCAUGCAGGGAUGCCCAAAGGUCCCCUACAAGUCUUCAUCUGUGAUGCUCAAAGAGGAUGACAAUAGGAUGGAAAUGCCAACUGAGGCCAAUACAAAGAUCCGUGGUGCAAGGAAAUCCGAGAGGAGCUGUAAAGGCGCCUUGUACAAGACCCUUGUUUCUGAAGGGAUGCUGACCUCGCUGAGAGCCAAUAUUGACCGUGGUAAAAGAGGUGUCUUUCGUGCUUCUGAUCAUGAAGCAAACUUUGGCGAGGAUAGCUGGACACUAUCCCAAAUGGCAUCUAAUAACACCAAGAGACUAAAAAAAUCCAAGUCCAAAGAUGAUUCUUCACAAGGAAAACUCGAAGAAGAAUUUGAAAAGAAGUUUAACAGCCUCCCACAGUAUAAUCCAACAACAUUUGAUAAGAAAUGGCCUUCUGUCAUAAAGAGAAAGAAGACUGAUUGGUCUUUGGCCCAUGAGGAGACUUCCAAAACAGACAAAGGACCAUCUCCAUCACAGAAAAAGACUUCAUUCCACAAGAUUGUUAGGAAGCACAAAUACUUAAAGGAGAAACCAGCAUUGGGACAGAGGGAUUCCACCGUGUUGCUUUCCGUUUCAAAAGCCAAAUCAUGUGCCACCAAUGCCAUAAUGUGCCCAGAUGUGCAAGGCACCGCUAGUGUGGAUAUACUAGUUGGUAGCCAGAAGAGGAAGGCUAGGAAGACAAAGAUAACACACUUCGUACGCACAGCUGAUUGCAGUGUAUCUCUGCUUGAGGACGAAAAAAUUAGGGAUCUGAACCAGGUGCAGGAGAAUAUGCCAUUACCCCAACUCACUUUAUGCAAUGAAAAAGUGUGCUACAGUGAUUCCAGACCAGUGGAGGGGAGCACUGGCACACAGGAGCUACCUGCUUUCUUCAGUUUAGCUGCUCUUGCUGAAGUGGCGGCCAUGGAAAACAUUCACAGAGGCCAGAGAGGCUUGAAGAGAGAACUUGCCCAGACUCCUGUCCUCAUCUCUUGUGCUGAUCAGUGAAACUUUGUUCCUUUGGGGAUAUGUAAAAUGUCUUUCUGAAUUUCUCUUCCCCCCUUUAGAUAUUCUGUACCUCAGUGUGUUGGUAACAUUAAUAGGUUGUCAGUUUUAUUUUAAAGUGGCCUUUAUCAGGGUCAUAACUUGCAAUUUAAAAGAAAACAUGAAAUAUGAACAGAUUUUUUUUUCACCUUUUUAAGCCACACCAUACCUGUAAGACGUUCUCUUCUGUUAAAAGGGGUGAUCCCAUCACUUCUAAUUCUAUUCGCUUUCACCUAAAUUCCUGCUAACCAGUGUAAAUGGUCACAAUGGAUAUACAGUACUUUCUUUAGUUCUGGCCUAUAAUUCAUAUAUACUGUAUGAUGUACAUUAAAUAUGAAGAAACAAUGGUUGAGCUUUUGAAAUGUUACAUUGUAUAUAUGUCCUAUAGUAUGUGUACCUACUAUACUAUACAUACUAAGACAGUAUGUUGUCGCUAACAGUGGCGGAGCUAAACUUUUAUCCCUGGGGUGGCCAGGGGGUGGCGAAGGCUAUUCCAGGAGAUCCACAGACUAUGACAAUUAAUUUGUUUUUCGACCAAUGAACAGCAAUCCGAGACUCUAAAUGUUGCAAUGUACAUGCUGAGCACACAGAAGUUGAGAUUUGUGUGCAUAAUUUAAAGUUUAUUAACAAUGUUUACAACACAAUGUACACACAAACAACUUCAACAACUGCAACAAUUUUUCAAUAAUCACAGAGUAACCCACUCACAGUUAUCCACUCACGCACUCACAGCUACUCACACUCUCUCUCACACACACACACUGCACAUACACUCAUAGAUACUCACACACACACACUUUAACUACUUUAACGUUCCCUUCUCUUUAAAAAGUUAUUUAUCUUACCCCCCUGUCUUUUAAUUUCUCAAUGAACCCUAUGAAAAAAAUGUGCCACUUUUGUUACUCUUAGCAUCACUUAUAAUUGCACAAUGUUAUCAAAUCCCCACUUCAAGCCUAAAAAAAUGUCAGGGGAAAUAGACCACUGUAGAUGUAAGUUUAAUAUUAAACUUUCAACUACUCAGUGGUUCCCAAUUGGUUUUGCCUCAGGACCCAAAAGUUAACUUAGUCAUUGUCGCAACCCAAAUUUUGACAUUCUUUCGCAACUUAAUUUUAUAUCACACGAAAAACAGCCCAGUAAUACAAAAGCCUUUAUGCACUGUUGAAAAAAAUGAAAACAGUAUAUAUAUAUAUAUAUAUGUGUGUGUGUGUGUGUGUGUGUGUGUGUGUGUGUGCGCACACACACAAGCACAAACAUGACAAGCAUUAUUCACUUUUUAUGAUGUGAAUAAAGAGGCAGACUUUUUUUGUGGCCAAAUACUUAAAUAAAAAGGUGGAAUUCACUUGAAUUAGAGGUAGGCUAUACCUGUUUUAAACAAGCUAAACUGGUGACGCUGGUGACAUUUCAGAAAUCAAACUAUGAAAUAUAAAGGCAGAAUUCACUUGAA